AUGGCACCAUCAAAUUAUAAUAAUGAUUUAUUGAUAAAUUUCAUGGAUUUCAAUCAAUCAGGCUCAUGCAUAUCAUUAGGUACAACAAAAGAUUUCCGUUUAUUUAAUAUUGAUCCUUUUCAAAGAUUUGAAUUUAAUGAUUUUAGCUCAAGGGCUAAUGAUAGUUCUUCAAUUGACAAAGACUUUAUAAUUAAUAAAAAUUAUGGGAUAGUAGAAAUGCUAUACACCACCUCGUUAUUAGUAUUAGUAGGUUCUGGAGGUUCAACAACUACUAACAAUACAAAUUUCAAUAGCCAAUCAGAUAAUUGUGACACAGAUAUGGAAUCAAAUUUAAACGGCCAAUAUUCAUCAAGCUCAACUUCUUUAUCACCAAGAUGCUUAAGGAUAUUAAAUGUAAAAAAUUUUAAUAUCAUUGGUGAUUUAACUUUUCCAAAUACUAUUCUCUCUAUAAAAAUGAACCAUUCAAAUUUAAUUGUUCUAUUAAGGGAUAAAAUAUAUAUAUACAACAUAAAAACAUUGAACUUAAUUCAUAUUAUUGAAUUACAGUCAAAUAAUAAUAACCUAAUAUCAAUUACAUACUCCGACGAACAAGGACAAGAACAAGAUCUUUCAACAGAUUCUGAAUUUAAGUCAAAAAACCUGAAUUAUCUAGUAUAUCCAUCACCUCCCAAGGUUGUCAACUCCGAUAUAAAAUCAAAUUUGACAACAAACGAUCUAAUAAUUCCAAAUGAUAUUUCUACUUCUUCAGACAAUAGUUCAUCUCCAUCUUUAUUAGCACCUUCAUAUUCAAGCGAUAACAAUACUAUUAAUAAUUCAAAUAUAAAUCCAAAUACCAAUACUGUAAAUAACAAUAACAAUACAAAUAACAAUGACGAAAUUAGUAAUCAAGGAGAUGUCAUUUUAUUUAAUUUAAAUACAUUACAACCAAUUAUGGUGAUUGAAGCUCAUAAAGGUGAGAUUGCUGCAUUGACGUUAAGUAAUGAUGGUAAAUUAUUAGCCACGGCUUCAAAAAAAGGUACCAUCAUCAGAGUGUUUUCUACAGAUUCCGGUUCAAAAUUAUAUCAAUUUAGAAGAGGUACAUAUCCAACUCAAAUCUAUUCGAUAAGUUUCAGCCAUGAUAAUAAAUUUAUUUCAGUAACAUGCUCUAGUAAAACUGUUCAUAUUUUUAAACUUGAACACUCACGCUCACAUUCACAAUCCAAAGAUUCAGGAGAGGACUCUAAUGAAAUUCUUGAUAAUAAUACAACAAACAAUUCCAUACAUUCAGAAAAUAGUACUGCUGGAGAAGAUAUUAUGGUGUUAGAGAAAAAUAAACCGUAUGUGGAUAAUUCAAGAAAAACCGUGGGCCGACUCAUUCGUCAAUCAUCACAACAAUUAUCAAGACAAGCUGCCCAGACAUUAGGCAAUAUUUUUCCAAUCAAGGUAAAGUCAUUACUGGAGCCAUCAAGGCAUUUUGCUAGUUUGAAAAUACCAAAUGAAAAUAACAAUAGUAACAACAACAACAGCAACAACAACAACAGUUAUAACACUGCUCUCCGUGGUAAUAGUGCUGCUACAACAUCUACUUAUGAUAACACAAGUGAAGUGUAUGAUAAUGAAUCCAUGAAUAACGAUAAUAAUAAUAAUAUGAAUAGUGGUAAUAGUGAAUCUUUACAAGUAAAAUGCAUAACAACAAUAGGAACUUUAAAGGAUAUUAACAUCAAACAUUUCCCUGAAUUAUUUGAUAUCAAAAAUGCAGGAGUUAAUAACCCGAAUCAAUCUUCAAAAAUAACAACAGAUGAUGUUCAAAUGAAUAAUGAAAAUACAUCUGCGGAAAAAGAUCCAAUAAUCAAAGUCUUACCAAUCAGAGUUGUGUCAUCCAAUGGUUACCUAUACAACUAUGUGAUGGAUCCUGAGCGAGGUGGCGAUUGUUUACUAAUUUCGAAAUACUCUCUACUAUCGGAUUGA
Messenger RNA from Henningerozyma blattae CBS 6284, 1947 nucleotides. RefSeq names its product phosphoinositide binding protein ATG18 (gene ATG18). Gene Ontology annotation, biological process: protein localization to phagophore assembly site; protein lipidation; autophagy of mitochondrion. Lineage: Eukaryota; Fungi; Ascomycota; Saccharomycetes; Saccharomycetales; Saccharomycetaceae. Bases 1 to 1947 code for a protein of 648 amino acids. The transcript has a single exon. Gene Ontology annotation, cellular component: extrinsic component of membrane; fungal-type vacuole membrane; cytosol. The record is from RefSeq and is a predicted model, not a curated record. Gene Ontology annotation, molecular function: protein binding; phosphatidylinositol-3,5-bisphosphate binding; phosphatidylinositol-3-phosphate binding.